UGACUUCAAUAUUAUCUAAACAACCAUCCAUACAUAAUGGUAAAAUUUACCCAGAUAAAUGAUUAGGAUCAGUUUAAUUGUCAUAUCCUUUGUGAAAUCACACUGAGUCAUUGUGUUUUCUAGUUUUAAAUAUACUUUUUCUAAAAAUGUCAGUAAAGGUUCUUGUUAAUAAAUGCGAAAACUUCUGUGCCAAACAGAUAACACAAUUUAUGGUUAUCGGUUUUGUGAACAAUGGAUAGGGCCAUCAUCAACACAUUUUAAUUAAGAAGAUCGAGUAGGAUCAAGAAUAUAAGACCAUCCAUGAAUGGGGUAAACAUUUAGGGCAGUGAGAAAAAGUAUUCAUUGAAUUUUAUUGAGAUAUGUGAUCAUUACCAAGUAAUUGUUUGUGAUAGCUUAAACUGUGAAAGGUUAUGCAGGAACAUCUCAUAGUGAGAUGUAAUUAGCAUUUCUGCUAGGUUACAUAUCCAUCCGAAUACAGUAUGAUAUACAAGCAAGAAAUCUUUAUUUUGAUUUCUAUCAUCAUUGGCUUUCUAAAAAAUGGAUUUUACUGUGAAGAUACUCCAGAACCAGAUCUAAUAACGAACGAACUUAUUGUCGAUGAGAGCUUCAUAGAAUACGCUAAUGAGAGCCUCAGUAAACCUCAGAAUUUAACCAUCGGGGAAAUAACAGAUACAUCAAUGGAGCUAAAAUGGAUCAAACCUAAGACUUCAAAUCCAAACCAGGUGUUGGAAUAUCAAAUUUAUUACAUUCACAACAAUUAUACCAACUGCAAAAAGCAUUCAACACCUGCCCUAGAAGUGACCUUCAAUUUAACCAAUUUAGAACCUUUUGCCCAGUACAAGGUUUUUGUGAAAGCUUCUUCCAACAACCACGAUGGAUUGCCCAGUGACGCUGUCAUUAGGCAAACAGAUGUCAGCGGACCAGGACCUCCUGUGAUACUGAAUGCUACUUGCGCUACUCCCUCCACUCUGGUCGUCUACUGGCAGCAUCCUCCAUCCUUCAACAAAACAGUGGACGUCUACAUCAUCGCCUACCGUGAGGAGAACUCGUACACAUUCAGCAACAUCACAGUGAAGCCAUGCAACAAUACUUGCAAAGAAAACAAGGCUGAAAUAUACAACCUAACCAGUGAAAUGUAUGAAAUCAAGAUAAGAGGGGCCACACGCAGCAUUUAUGGUGAAGAUAAGGAAGUAGUGGGACGAGCCUCAGAGUCCCGUAAGGUUCCCAUGAUCAACUGUGGUGUGAGAGACAGUCAUUAUGUGGUCAUGGAAGGCCUCAAUGCUGGAAUCAUUGCCGGGAUUGUCUGUGUUUGCUUUGCUCUUUUAUUGGCCAUAGUUGCCUUUAUCAUUUGGAGAAACUGCUUGCAUGCGGCCUACUACUACCUAGAGGAUGCUCCUGCCCUGCCUCAAACCAGUGUUACGGACUGGGACAGCAGAGAUCCUGAGUCUACUGUUCCUCUCAACCAGUUUGCCAGCCACGUUGCCUCACUGCAUGCUGAUGGCGACAUAGGCUUCAGCAAGGAAUACGAAGCCAUUCAAGCUGUCGCUAACCACAACGAGUUCACCACAGAGUUUUCACAACACUCUGAAAACAAACUGAAGAAUAGAUAUCUCAACAUACUGGCUUAUGAUCACAGUAGAGUGAAACUGUUGCCGAUCCCAGGCCAAAGCAAGUGGAGUGAUUAUAUAAAUGCUAACUACAUAGAUGGGUUCCAGCGAGCCAAUGCCUACAUAGGCACACAGGGUCCGUUACCAUGCACCUUUGAUGCCUUCUGGAGAAUGAUUUGGGAACAAGGAGUUGCCAUCAUUGUCAUGAUUACAAACCUGGUUGAAAGAGGCAGGAGGAAAUGUGAUAUGUAUUGGCCGAAAGAAGGAACAGAGGUUUAUGGAUCAAUACAUGUAAAACUAAUCAAAGAAGAUAUUUUAGCCAUGUAUACUGUGCGGACAUUGCAAAUUACUCAUGCUAAGGCAAAACGAAAAAAACACGGAGGUAACGAGCGACUCGUUUACCAGUACCAUUACACCAACUGGCCUGAUCAUGGGACACCAGAUCAUCCUCUGCCAAUAUUGAGCUUCGUAAAAAAAUCUUCCGCUUCAAAUCCUUCUGAUGGUGGUCCUAUAGUUGUUCAUUGUAGCGCUGGUGUCGGUCGCACUGGUACUUACAUCGUGCUAGAUUCCAUGUUGAAACAAAUCUAUUUCAAGAAUGAAGUGAAUGUAUAUGGGUUCCUCAGACACAUUCGAACCCAACGUAGUUUCCUGGUACAGACUGAGGAGCAAUAUAUCUUUAUCCACGAUGCUUUGUUGGAAGCCAUAACAUGUAGCGAAUCAAGCCUUAGCCCUGAUACUUUGUCUCAUCUACUCAAAACAGCUGCUUUGCCCGAUCGAAGUCAUGAGCAUUGGAAAAGACUUGAAGUACAUUUUCAGGCUUUAACCGCAUUUCAACCAAAAGACUAUAAUUUAAUAUCAGCUAAUAAAACCUGCAAUAAGCCGAAGAACAGGAGUCAACAGUUUGUUCCAGUUGAAUGUUCAAGAGUUCAUCUAACUCCAAAACCUGGGGUUGAAGGCAGUGAUUAUAUCAAUGCAUCUUGGUGUUUGGGAUUCAAGAAACUGAGAGAGUUUAUUAUCACCCAGCAUCCGCUGACCUCCACUGUUCUAGACUUCUGGCAGAUGGUGUGGGACCACAAUGCUCAAACUGUCGUCUUGUUAUCCCCCAUCACCCCAGAUUCUGAGGAAUAUUGCGUCUUCUGGCCUGCUGAUGGGGAGAGUCUAGAUGGAGAGAACUUCAAGGUCAAGUUGAUAGAGGAGAGUGAGCUUGACAACACUGUGUCCAGGGAUUUGACCGUCCAGUCACUUCAGGAUGACUAUGAGUUGACUGUCCGGAUAAUUCAGUCCCCCGUAGUGGAACCUCUGACUGAUCUGCCGGCACUGUUCAAGUUGCUCAACACUGUACAAGAGUGGCACCUCGAGUACCAGAACGGCCCUAUUGUCGUCAUCGAUCGAUAUGGAGGCACUGAAGCAGCAACAUUUUGCAGCUUAGCAACACUUGUGAAACAGCUAGAUUAUGAGAAUAAUGCAGAUGUUUGCAUGUAUGCAAAGCUUUACCACAACCGUAGAGCUGGGGUUUGGCAGACGAUGGACAACUAUCUACUGCUUUACCAAGCCCUUGAAGUCUUAUCAGCCAGUAAAGGAGUCUCUUUAAUCUCCUCUUCUAGUCCAAAUCACCUUCAGCCCAACGGCUACACCAGUACCAACACCGGUGCUUCCUAGUUAAUAAGUCUUCAAGUCAAAUGCUAAAAACAAUCUUUACCGUUAAGGUUCAGAUCUAUAUUACUCCGGCUGAAAAUAUUUAAAUUGUGAAAAAUAUCUAGCUUUACAUUCAAUUGCUACAUUUCUAAGAAAUUUCAGUUAUGAUUUCAAAGUGGCAGUAUUGGAGAAAAAAUUGUAUAACCAAACUACAUCUGUUUAUUCCCAUUUUAUAUGUGCAUCAUUUUAAUGUGAAAAAAUGGUUUAAUAAACUACUUAGUUUAAUUUUAGCUCAAACUUUCCUUCAAAAUCUUUUUGAAAAAAAUGUUGAAUUAAUUUUAUCAACAUUUUUCAAUUGUGGUUAAAACUUAUUAUUUUCAUCACCUUUAUUUAAUGUUUAGAAUUUAGUAAUGGUAAAAAUAAGGUUUGUUACAAUAUUGGUACAGUCGUUCUAUAACAUAUUGGGUUUUAGAAUGUUUGUAUCUACCCAAAGAUUUGUUUGCAAACAAACAAAAUGGCCAGAUUUGGCAAAUCAUAUUGUUAAAUUUAAAUGGUUCAACAUUACCCAAAUGUUGUAAAUUUGUGAUUUUUUAUUUGUUUUUCUUGAAAGAUCAAAUCUGAGUACAAUUUAAUCGAGGCUUUUGACUACCUAUUUAUUUACAGGGUAGGUUUAAAAUUUGUUCCCAAUUUAGUAUGUAUCCCAUCUCAAUUCCACUUGAAGUCUUUAAGGCCAAUGUUUUUCUUACUAGUCACAGAAAGUUUAAAAUCAUUGGUAAAAUGCUGAGAUAAAAUAGUUUAUAACAUUGAAGCCAAAUUCAACAUAUUUUGUUGGAGUUAAAUAAUAUGAAAUAAGUAUGCAUGGCCUAUAGCAACUAACAUUUUUUUGUGAAACAAACAAAAUUACCUUUUCUCUUUCUAGUCCCAAAAGCUUCAGUCCACAAAAAUAUUAGAGUCAAAAAUAUUUUAUGGGGACAAAAUUUAGACUAACCCUGAAUUUUUAUAAGUUUUUAACCUGUAUAUAUAAUAAUUUAUAAGAUCAUAUUGCAUUAAGAACAAAUGUUAAUUGUAUGUUUAGGCCCUAGUUUUAAACGUGUUACAGUUUCUUUAGUUUGAAACUUGAAAACUUGAAGUCAUAUUUGUUGAUUAUUGUGAUUAUCUUUUUCAUGAACAAAGAAUUUUUGUUUUAAUAGGAAAAAAUAAGUACUCUAACGUUUUCCACUAACAUAUAAUUCCAAACUGUUUGAAACCUUUAUACAUUUAUGUUACUUUUGUUAAAUUUUUGUGUGGACUGUCCAGAAAGGAACAAAUCAUGGUGAAGGGGCCAUCGUAAUGUGCACAUUCACUUUUUCCUCAGUGAACUUAGAUAAAUGAGCACUGCAAUUGAAAAUGUAUCCAGUUUUAAAUUCUAUGAAACAUUACACACAAAUUAAAGUUGUUGUCAGAUAUGAACGUGUAGUCGUGUAGCAAUGAAAAUUAUUAUUAAAUAGUCACAGAACGACAGCAGGAUUUUAGACUAAAAAUGUAAAAUGGAGAAAUUGUGUGAAUAUUGUUUGAUUACAAAAAUUGAAUGCAAUCGUUAUUGAACCAAUUUAAAAAUACUUCUGUAAGAAAACAUAUAAAUCUAGCCGGAAAAGUUUGGGAAAUCUGACACGAACAUGGAAUAAAAGUUGGUUAGCAAAAAAGGAAAAAAAUCAGGAUAGCAAUUAGGAGAUAGUAAAAACAUAGGGAGUAACCAAUUAACUCAUUACCCAAUUCCUUGGCCGAUUACACCUUUUUUUAUCAUCACAUAAGCCCC
Macrosteles quadrilineatus (aster leafhopper) is the source of this 5037-nucleotide messenger RNA. RefSeq names its product tyrosine-protein phosphatase 99A (gene Ptp99A). The record is from RefSeq and is a predicted model, not a curated record. Gene Ontology annotation, molecular function: protein binding; protein tyrosine phosphatase activity. Gene Ontology annotation, biological process: protein dephosphorylation. The transcript is spliced from 15 exons. The coding region runs from base 480 to 3266 and encodes 928 amino acids. NCBI's taxonomy places the organism in Eukaryota, Metazoa, Arthropoda, Insecta, Hemiptera, Cicadellidae.